Molecule: messenger RNA, 2687 nt
Organism: Rhea pennata
Lineage: Eukaryota; Metazoa; Chordata; Aves; Rheiformes; Rheidae
Gene: TES
Product: testin LIM domain protein
Exons: 7
Coding region: 110-1369 (419 amino acids)
Molecular function (GO): zinc ion binding
Source: RefSeq, a predicted model, not a curated record
GCGGCGGCAGGAGAGUGCGAGGGGCGGCGGCGGGCGCACCGCGCCGCGCCGCACUGCAGCCGAGUGCCGCCGGGCAGGGACCUGCCUCGGCUCCCGGCCGAGAGGCAGCAUGGAUUUGGAGAGUAAAGUGAAAAAGAUGGGUUUGGGCCAUGAGCAAGGAUUCGGUGCUCCCUGCUUAAAGUGCAAGGAUAAGUGUGAAGGAUUUGAGCUUCAUUUCUGGAGAAAAAUAUGUCGCAACUGCAAAUGUGGCCAGGAAGAGCAUGAUGUCCUCACAAGCAAUGAAGAAGACCGGAAAGUGGGGAAACUCUUUGAAGAUACGAAGUACACAACCCUUAUUGCAAAGCUGAAAAAUGAUGGCAUUCCCAUGUAUAAACGCAAUGUAAUGAUACUGACUAAUCCAGUGCCAGCCAAGAAGAAUAUAUCCAUCAAUACUGUCACUUACGAGUGGGCUCCUCCAGUUCAGAAUCAGACACUUGCUAGGCAGUAUAUGCAGAUGCUUCCAAAGGAGAAACAGCCUGUUGCUGGCUCAGAAGGCGCGCAGUACAGGAAGAAACAGCUGGCAAAGCAGCUGCCCGCUCAUGAUCAGGAUCCUUCAAAAUGCCACGAGCUAUCUCCCAGUGAAGUGAAGCAGAUGGAACAAUUUGUGAAGAAGUAUAAGCACGAGGCGCUCGGUGUAGGAGAUGUCAAGUUUCCUGGUGAGGUGGAAGCUAAUAAGAGUAACGUGAAUAAUGGUGACAGAGGCACCUCAGCUGCUGUAGGAGCAAUGGAGGGCAAGUCAGCAGAUCAGAAGGCAUCUCAGUAUUUCUGCUAUUGCUGCAAGCUGAACAUGAAAGAAGGUGACCCAGCUGUCUACGCAGAGCGUGCUGGGUACGACAAAUUGUGGCACCCAGCUUGCUUUGUCUGCUGCACUUGCGGUGAACUUCUAGUAGACAUGAUCUAUUUCUGGAAGAAUGGUAACCUGUACUGUGGAAGACAUUAUUGUGAUAGUGAAAAACCUCGCUGUGCUGGAUGUGAUGAGCUAAUAUUCAGCAAUGAAUAUACCCAAGCGGAAGGUCAAAACUGGCAUCUGAAGCACUUUUGCUGUUUUGAUUGUGAUUGUGUUUUGGCUGGGGAAAUCUAUGUAAUGGUGAAUGACAAGCCUGUCUGUAAACCAUGCUAUGUGAAGAACCACGCUGCGAUCUGCCAAGGCUGUCAUAAUGCUAUAGAUCCAGAAGUUCAACGUGUGACAUACAACAGCUUCAACUGGCACGCUACUGAGGAAUGCUUCCUGUGUUCCUGUUGCAGCAAGUGUCUGAUUGGCCAGAAGUUUAUGCCGAUAGAAGGAAUGGUCUUUUGCUCAGUGGAAUGUAAGAAAAAGAUGAUGUCUUAAGAGAAAGAAGACAUGCACAAAACUAAGUGUCGCUGUGUUCCAAAGUAUCUUGCAUUUCUACUGUAAAUUAUAUAGUACUGGGGCAUUUAAAGAUAUUGAAAGUAUCAAACAGCAUUUUCCCAAAGUGUUUCUUUUCUUUUUUUAAUGAGUAGGAAACAUGCUCUGUAAUCUUUAGUCCUUAGCUAUAAUAAUACUUCUUUGGGAUUUUUGUUCCUGGGUCUUUGUGCAAAAUUUUCCUAUCACAGGAAUGUAAGAAAAAUGUGUUACGAACUGCAUACAACUUGAGGGAGCUCUUCAUCAUGAAGGAUCUUUUUUUUAUGCCUUGUUUAAUGGAAGAAGAAAAGUGAAAUGCUCUUUUUAUUUCCUAUGUAGCUCUUACACUUUGACAAAUUAAUUUAUCAUUUUUAAUAAUCUCCCUGCUUUCAUCAAGCACUUUAAACAAAAUGAUCAACUUUACUGCCACAUGCGUUUUUGUUCACUAGACCUCAAGUGUACAAGGAGAACAAAGUGGUUUUUUGUUUGUUUUUUGUUUUUUUAAGUUGCCUGUAACUGCUUGCUCUUGCUUCCUCAUUGACACAAGAGGAAUAGAGACUAUUGAGGGCUAGUGAGUACUCUUAACAUCUAGUUUAUGGAGUACCUAGAAAAAAAAUCUUAGCUUAUAUUACUCCUUCUUCUUCUUCUUCUUCUUUUUUUUUUUUUUUUUUUUUUUUUUUGGCAACUUUUCUUGCCUAGAGGUGUGUUUGAUGUUUUCAUUUUAUAAAGAUUAAAGUUGCUCUCUUUUUUUUUUUCUUUUUUUUUUUUUUGGAGGGGGGAGGAAACUACAAGAAGAGGUCUUGCCCAAAUUAAGGAAAAAAAAUACGAUUUGCCUUGGGUUUCAUUUUUAUUCUUUCAGAACUGAUUUCUGGUUUUAUGAAUGUUUUUUGGUAAAUUGUGCCUUCUAUCAGAGGGAUGUGGCACAGAAUAGCAUAUGUAUUUCUGAGAAUGUCAUUUUGCAAAAGAUAGCCAAAGCAGAAGAGUCUUUCCCAUAAGAUCUCCAAUAUUUGAAUAAAAAGGAUUGCUAGCUGUAUACUAGCUUUCUAGCUUACUAGUGAAACCAAAUGAAUUGUUUCUUGUGGUUCCCUGUGGUAAGGAUUACAGUUCUACAAUGAAACUUUGUAACUCUCUCUCGGUGUUAAACAGCAAAUGGAGAGUCUUUGACCUCUGGGGGGUGGGAAGAGGGGUGGGGAGAAAAGACUAUGCAAGUUUUAUGUUCAGCUCUCUUUUUAAGCUUUAUGAUGCCUGUGUUGUAACACUUGAAAAUAAAAAUUAAUGUUGCUCA